Messenger RNA from Papaver somniferum (opium poppy), 1632 nucleotides. RefSeq lists its product as uncharacterized. The record is from RefSeq and is a predicted model, not a curated record. Lineage: Eukaryota; Viridiplantae; Streptophyta; Magnoliopsida; Ranunculales; Papaveraceae. The transcript has a single exon. The coding region runs from base 1 to 1632 and encodes 543 amino acids.
AUGGAGAAGCAAUUAGGUGAGCUAACGGAGAAGAUGGCUGAGAUGACAUCAAAUCAAGCUUUGUUAAUUGAGAGGAUCGGCCAGCUUGUGGAAAGCAAAGCAGUUGGGAAUAAUGAGGGACAAAACCAAUCAAAAAGAGGAGGUGAGCGAUUAUAUUUUUCUAAGUUUGAUGGAUCUGAUGUAGAAGGUUGGCUCUUUAAGGCUGCACAAUAUUUUGAAUAUUAUGAAACACCUGCGAAUCAGAAAAUCAAGCUGGCAACAUGUAAUUUAGAUGGUAAAGCUUUACAAUGGUAUAGGUGGUUGAAGAGAACUAAACCUGUAGUUACUUGGGGAGAAUUUGAGAAAGCCAUUAUUAGCCGUUUCGGUAUUACUUCAUCUGAAGAUGCAGGAGCAAAACUCGCUAAAAUUAAGCAGUCAGGUUCAUAUGUAGAAUAUUGUGAAGAAUUUGAACGAUUAUCAAAUUUGGUGGAUAAUUUACCUGAAGAAUUUUUAGUGAGCUGUUUUCUAAGUGGAUUAAAAGACGAGGUAACACUAGAAACUCAAUCCCACACUCUUAUUAAUUUACAUGAUGCAAUGGCAAUUGGAAGGUUACAAGAUGAGAAGGUAACACUGCGAAAACAAUCAUAUAUAAUAGCACCAAAGACACCUAGUGUUGUUAAUACUAGUAGACCUUUUAAUUCUAGAGCACCUAUAUCAUCUUCAAAACCCAUGACAGAAACUCCAGUUGUUAGAAGAUUAACUCAGGCUGAAGCUGAAGAAAGAAGAAAGCAACAACUAUGUUAUAAAUGUGAUGAAAAGUGGCACCGAGGUCAUCGAUGUAAAACUCAGACAUUGUUCUUAAUUGAUAGAUAUGACAAUCAGGAUGAAGAUGAAGGUACAGAUGAAGUUGUUAUAGAAGAAGAAUCUGAAAAAGAAACCGUCAAGAUUUCUAUACAUGCACUGGAUGGAUCAUUAGCUCCACAAACCAUGCGGGUACAAGGAGAAAUUAAGAAGGUUAAAGUUACCAUAUUUAUCGAUUCUGGAAGUACCCAUAAUUUUGUUGAUUCUGCGACACCUAAAAGAAUGGGAAUUAAAAUAAUUAAAGAUGAGACUUUUGAGGUGUUGGUAGCUAAUGGUGCUAGAAUGACUUGUGAAGGAAGAUGCUUGGAUCUGGAUUAUAAGUUAAAUAAAUAUGGGUUCAAAGGAACUUUUCAUGUAUUGCCACUUGGGGGAUGCGAUGUGGUUCUGGGAGUCCAAUGGUUAGAAACGUUGGGUCCCAUAACUUGGGAUUUCAAACAUUUAACCAUGGAUUUUAAAAGGGAUGGUGAACAUAUUCGACUAGAAGGAGAUAAGAAAAAUAAAGUAAAGUUAGCCAACAUCAAUAGCAUCCAGAAACUCUUAAAUAAGGGAUCAACUGGGUUCUUUUGCAAAAUCAACCAAUGUUCAGAAGCACAGAUUAGUCAAGAAACACCAGGGGAGAUACAAGAAUUAAUUGAAGAGUUUGGUGAGGUGUUCUCGGUACCCACAAUGUUGCCACCUGUGAGAAGCCAUGAUCACCGCAUAACGUUACAACCUGGGAGUGCUCCAAUCAAUGUACGACCUUACAGGUACGCACAUUACCAGAAAGGUGAGAUUGAAAAGAUUGUUAAAUAG